AUGAUACCCUCGCGCCCAGUCGCCGUUGCGGCCGCCAUCGCGCUGCUCCCUGCUGCCCUCGCCUACCUCUGGCGACCGGGCCCCUGGACCGUCCUCUUCCUCACCCCCCUCGCCAUCCUCCUGUGCAUCCUCCUGGCUCCCGUCCUCUUCCUCGCCGCAAACUUCUUCCUCGACCGUCAGUGGCACGCUCGCUCCUCGUCGGCCACCCUGAGCCCCUGGCAGGACGACUCCCACGCCCUCCGCUCCGUCCCACGCCUCAGCUUCCUCACCCCCGCCGCCUGGUCCGCCCACUGCACCCGCCUCGACUGGGCACGCAGCCCUUCCGACUCGUCCCGCCGGGAGCCCAUCCACCCACAGUCUCGAGAGGUCUCGGAUGCCGUCGACGACCUCCUCCGCCUCAUCCUCCGCGACUUUGUCCAAAAGUGGCACACCCCGCUCGCCUCGGGCUCCGAGCGUCCCGAGCCCCGCGACUCGGCUCCCGAGUUCCCGCACGCCGUCGAGUCGACGGUGCGCCAUGCCCUCUCCCAGCUCUCGCAGCGUGCGGCCCAACUGGACAUCGCCACCCUCGCCGUGCGCAGGAUCCUGCCCCAGGUCACCCACCACCUCGAUGCCUUCCGCCGGGCAGAGGCCGCCCUGCGCGGCUCGUCGCGGUCCAGCGCGCUCCACUCGCUCGGGAGCGACCAGGUCGAUCUCUUCCUCGCCGGCAAGUACCAGGGCGGCAGACUGCACCCGGCCGUCGGCGACAUGUCCAGCCCGAACACGAAGGUGGCCGAGCAGGCCCACCUCCGUGCCCUCGUCUCCCGCAUCCUCGAGGCGGUGCUGCCCGAGGCCGAGCUGCGCAGCCAGGCCGUCGUGGUCGUGGUGCGCGAGAUUGUCGCCUGCACCAUCCUCUUUCCCGUCAUCGACAUGAUGAGCGAUCCGGACUUUUGGAACGCGCUGCUCGACCAAAAGGCCGGCGCCGUCAUGCACGAGCAGAAGCUCGUCAGCAAGCUGCGCGAGGCGCUCGACAAGCAGGACGCGGGCGGGUCGUCGUCGUCGGCCGUCCAGAACCUCGGCAUCGACCUCUGGCCCCAGGCAAAGGCUCGCAAGCGCGACCAGAAGUCGUUCGAGGCCUUCAUGCAGAGCAUCGCCGAGACCACCUCGAUCCUCGAGGCCCGGCGCACCAAGAACGACAUCGCCAUGCAGAUCCGCAAGACCAAGGCCUCGCUCGAGCAGCUGCAGGGCGCCGACGUCGAGAACAAGCGCGCCCAGCUGCAGGUCUACGCGCAGAGGCUCGAGGCUGCCCACAGCCUGGUCGAGCGCAAGGUGGCCGAGCUCGCCUCUGGCACGGCCAUCUCGUCGUCGUCCGGCGGGACGGCGGGCGCGGGCGCCGACCCCACGGCCGCGCGAGCAAAGCUGCGCGACGUUCUUCUUAACCCUUCGAGCCUGUCCUUUUUCAUGGAGGCCAUGGACCGCAAGCACCGCCUCAUCCUCGUCCAGUUCUGGCUCAUCGUCGAGAGUUUCAAGAAUCCGCUCGAAGAGGUCGGGUCCGACGACGACGACGACGAGUGGCGGACGAGCCCGUCGGCCAAGGUGCCACCGCCAUCGGCCACGGUGGUCAAGACGCUGCGCGAGGACCUCGAGCUGUUUGACAGCAUCUACUACAGCUCGCCGCUCAUCCGCGUCAGCCCCAAAUGCAUAGAGACCGCCCGGCGCUUCCUGCGCGACGUGCGCGGCACCGAGGCGACGGCCCAGCAGGUGUACGAGGUGCGGCGAAGCGUGCUGCGCGCCCAGCAGCAGGUCUAUCGGGAGAUGGAGGAAGACGACUGGCCGGCCUUUAAGCGGAGCGACCUCUUUCUCAAGGCCAUCCAGGACCUCACGCCCGGGCCUGACCUCAGCGCGGGCUUGGCAUCGAGCGUGACCUCGCUCGGUCCCUCGCAGCCCAUCGGCCAGCUGAGCGUCCCGGACAGCUACGAAGGUAGCCCGAGGCCGCCCCGGUCCGUCACGCCCAUCGACCGCAAGCUCGGCCGUGCCGCCCAUGCCGACCUGUUUGGCGCCGAGGAUGCGUCGGAGCUCGUCGCGGCGGACAAGACGGUUUCGCAGCGCAGCGCGCUCUUUGGCGAACAACGGCCCGCCGCCACCCGUCUCAAGUCCAGCGCCAUGGCCGGCAACCUGGACAUCCUCAUCGGCGGGCGGACCCAGCACGUCGGCCCGGACGGACGGGCCCCGCUAUUCCGCAACGACCCGCUCUUCGACGACGCCGAGGACGACGCCAGCGAGAGGAACUCGAGCCCGGGCUCCGAGUACGUCCAGGUCGACAAGGUGGACGCCAUCCAGAGCGCGCUGGCCUCGAUCAUCGACGAGGACAUGAACAGCAAGGACCCGUCCAGCAGCGUCGAAUCCCUGGAGCGCAUCGAGCGGAAGCGGACGACCAGGCCCGAAGCUGGGCCGAGGCCCAAGGGCAAGGCUCGCUUCCAGACGCCCGAUAGAGCGGCCAAGCCUCGGCUGUUUGAUGAAGACGACGCUUCCUCGUCCUCCUCCGGCGCCGAGGCGGAGGCCGAAGCGUCGCCCUCGCUCGAGCUGCCCGACCAGCCUACAAAGAAGACCGGCAGCGUCCGCGUGGCCGCGCCCGGCGACCUCAACCUCGACGGCGAGGUCAGGCGGAUGGCCGAGAAGCUCGACAAGCUGCGUUCGCAGGAGGAGAUCCUCGACGCCCUCAUCCGCAAGGCCGAGCUGACGGGCGCGCGUGCCGGCGAGCUGCGCCUGCUGCAAAAGUCCCGCAACGCCGUCAAGCGCGAGGCCCGCGAGGUGCAGUGGCAGCGCGAGCAGUUUGAGCUGCAGCUCUCCGAGAACCGCCUCGUCGCCGGCAAGACGCAGGUGUCGAUCACGGGCACCACGAUCGCCAUUGACAACGAGGGCAAGGAGUACGCCGUUUACCUGAUCGAGGUCAACCUGAUGCGCGAUUCGGCCUCGGCCGUCGCGAGCGGCUGGAUCGUCGGCCGGCGGUACUCGGAGUUCUGGUCGCUCCACCAGAGCCUCAAGGAGCGGCUGGCCGAGGUCAAGGCGCUGGAGUCCGAGUUCCCCGGCAAGAGGCUCGUCGGGCUGGUCCACGCGCCCUUUGUGGACGCGCGCAAGUCAUCACUGGAGCGAUACCUCCAGGCGCUCGUUCGGCUGCCGGCUGCGUGCGAGAGCCAGGAGCUGCGCUCGUUUCUUUCGCAGUCGCCCAACGCCGCCGCCGCCACGGGGGGGAAUGCCGUCGGCCGGGCCUCGGACGUCGCCAAGGCGGCCCGGGACGGCCUCGGCGCCAACUUCCCGGUGCGCGGGCUGGUCAAGUCGCUGUUCAAGGGCAUGACGGGGGUGGCCGAGGGCCUCGAUGACCUGAUCGGCAUCGGCCCGUCGAUGCUCGACAUUGUCGUGCAGCGGCUCUCGACGCAGGUCCAGGCGGCGCCGCAGGGCACGGGCGCGCUGCGGGGCGUGCCCGACAUUGACCUCGUCUCGCAGGCCAUGGACCAGGGCGCGACGCCGGCGGAGCUCAAGGAGGCGGCGGGCGCGGGGACGACGUACUGGACCGAGCCGAUCUGCGACCUGUUUGUCGAGAUCUUUGAGCUCAAGGAGAAGAACAACUGGCUGCGGCGGCAGGCGAUUGUCAUCCUGCUGCAGCAGCUGUUUGGCUCGACGAUUGAGCGCAAGGUGCGCGACGUGGUGGCCAACGCGCUCAAGCCGGACCCGCUGGUGGCCUACGUCGGUGCGCUGCGCAACGGCAUGUGGCCCAACGGCGAGCUCAAGCCGCCGUCGACGCCGCGCUCGACCGAGGAAAAGGAGGCGCUGCGCGAGAGCGCCAACCGCAAGCUGUCGACGCUGGUGCCCGAGCUGGCGGCCAACCUCAUCGGCCGCGAGAAUGCGCGCCGGGGAUCGAGGCGCGUCUUUACGGCGCUGCAGAACAAGAGGCUCAACAAGCACCUCGUCUACACGGUCCUCGAGAUGGUCAUUGAUGAGCUCCUGCGGUGA
This is a messenger RNA of Pseudozyma flocculosa PF-1, 3987 nucleotides long. RefSeq lists its product as uncharacterized. The transcript has 2 exons. Gene Ontology annotation, cellular component: intracellular membrane-bounded organelle. NCBI's taxonomy places the organism in Eukaryota, Fungi, Basidiomycota, Ustilaginomycetes, Ustilaginales, Ustilaginaceae. Gene Ontology annotation, molecular function: phosphatidylinositol binding. Bases 1 to 3987 code for a protein of 1328 amino acids. The record is from RefSeq and is a predicted model, not a curated record.